This is a messenger RNA of Planococcus citri (citrus mealybug), 2777 nucleotides long. RefSeq names its product GATA zinc finger domain-containing protein 14-like. Bases 165 to 2414 code for a protein of 749 amino acids. The transcript has 6 exons. The record is from RefSeq and is a predicted model, not a curated record. Lineage: Eukaryota; Metazoa; Arthropoda; Insecta; Hemiptera; Pseudococcidae.
AUUCCCGACAAAAUAAAAAUUUGAUAAUGAUAACACAAUCAUAAUCAACAUCAAACAUGAAACUGAAACCGACACCGACAGAUUGAAUUUGAAUUUGAAUUUUUCUAUCCCCAACGUCGGACGGCAACAGACAGCAAUCGCAAUCGUUAAUUUCAUCAUUUGCCAUGAAUGAGCAGAAGGAAAGUUUAGAGGAGAAAAUCGCUCGCAUACGCAGACAAAAUGCGGAAAUUGAACGACGGAAAAAGAUGAUAGACGAAGAAAAAAAAGAUGCGGAAAGAAAUAACGCUAUGGUGAAGUUGAAGAAUAACGCGAUUGAGUCAAAAGAAGAUGAAAAAUUCGGUGCUACUCUAUAUUCAGACCAACUGGAAGUGGAAAAAAAAGUUGUCAAACCUCCCGAGGAUGAUCUGUGGAAUGUGAAGCCUAGGCAGAGAAGAUGUGCUGCUCAAAUCAACAAUAUGGAUGAAGCAUGGCGCGAAGAACGAAAACGCAUAGAUGAUGAACGGAUUCAGAGACAAAAGGCGAAUUCAGGCUCUUGGAAGAGGGAAUGGGAUGCUGAUAAAAUUGCGUCUAGUAACGAGCAGGACGACAGAAUAUCCAGGGACACUGGGAAUAGAUUUAACCGUGGCAAUUCGACCGCUGAAAGAUCUGAAAAUCGUGGAGCCUACAACGAAUCUAAAGGAAGCUUCAGUCAACACAGUACGAAUGAAGAAGGUAACACUCAAAGUCGUUGGAAAACCGACAGUUCAUUUCAGAGAACGUAUUCUGAACGACGUACUACAGACAGUUAUGACAAUCGAAAGCCGGUCAGAACUGACAACUGGAAAACCAAUGUAUCGGAAACUGAUAGAUACAAUAAUAACGCAACUAAGUCAUUUUCGAAAAAUAACGCAAGAAGCGCUAAUCAAAAUACGUCUUUUAUUGCGAAAAAUGACCAACAUAAAGUAGAAUGUUGGGAUCCCAUCGAGUCAAAUUCGAAAACCAGUCCACGGAAUGGCAUUCAAAAUACACGUAUUACUACGAGAAACGAUCAGUGUCAGGAAGAAUGUUGGGAUACUUUAGUGACACAUUCAAGGAACUAUAGCAAUAGUGAUGUCCGGAAUACAUCUUCUGCUACGAAAAAUGAUUCGUUUAAAAGAGAAAAUCAGGAUACUGCGAAGUCAUUUUCGAGAAACAGCUUAAGAAGUGGUAUUCAGAGCACUCCUCAUGGCACGAGAAACAAUCAGCAUCAGGAAGAAAGUUGGGAUACUACAAAACCAUAUUCAAAGAACCGUACCCAUAGUGAUGCCCAGAAUACAUCCUGUGUUACGAAAAAUGAUUCGUUCAAAGGAGAAAAUCGGGAUAAUACGAAACCAUUUUCGAAAAACAAUGCAAAAAGUGGUAUCCAAAGCAAUCCUUUUGCUACGAAAAAUGAUCAGUUCAAGGAGGAAAAACGGGCUUUCAAAUCUUCCAAUGUAGCACAGUCUAUUAAUCCAAAAUCAAACGAACGGUUGCCUGGCGGAGAUGCCCAACCUCAAGUCAAAGUUCUAGAAAAAGACCGAUCGUCGGUCACUCAAAGCAGAAUAAAGUCUUCGUUCAGCGUUGAUAAUCCUGCGCAUAGUAAGUCAUUUUCUUCGAAUAAUUUUUGGAAAUCUGUAUCUCCCGGAAAGGAUUCUGUAAACAUAGAAGAAAAUGAUAUUGAUACGAGCGAGGAAAUUCCAAAAGACUUGGCAAAUAUCGUCGUACAAGUGAGAAAUAUUGGAAUUUCAUGCGAUAACCGACAAGUUAAAGUACUGAAUGAUUCAAAAAAUAAUUCCGGUGUUCCAAACUUUUUAUGUAAUACGAAUACUAGUCGAGAAACAGAUCCUGUGAUUUCACCUAGUUACGGUAGCAUGACUUUCGAACGUUCUGAUCUAAGACAAAAAAUAACUCCUCAGUUCUCGUUUGAUUCUUCACCAUCGUCAUCUAUAGCUACUCAGUUGUUUUCCAAUUCUAAAAUUAACCACAACAGUCCAGUCCCUAACGAUGCUAAUUCAAAGUCAAGUACGUUUCCUAUCUUCGCCGAUAGUUAUAAACCUGAAGCUCUUAGCAGCUUUCCUACGACAACGGUUUUUCAAUUUUCUGCUCCACCGAGUACGCCGGACUUCGGAGAUAUUAUCCAUAAUACAAGCACUUCCCCAGAUGUAAAAAUCGUCAGAACUAUAAGAAGUGAAAAUAUCAAGCUCGUUAAAGAACUUCCAAAAAAGAAUAUUCGUGAAAAUGUGAAGAAAAUAACUACUUCUCGAACGGGUAAAGAUAAUCGUAAGAAAACGUAUGAUGAAGUAAGACGUAAUGAGAUAGUCAAGAAAGAGCUGGAUGAAACUGAACUUGAGGGAGAUGACGAAGAGUGGGAGGAUUGUUCCGAUGAGGAAGAUGAAGAAGAAUUUGACUUUGCCUAAUAUUAUUAGUUUUCUAUUCGGUCCAUGUCGUUAUUUUGUUCACUAUACGUAUGUACUUAAUUGAUAUUAAGGAUUUGUUUAUUAUUAAGUGCAAUUUUUGUUAUAUUGUUUACUGUUUCCUUGUUUUUUUAUUAGGUACCUUUACUAUCCCGGUUAAUUUAUUUAUAAAGCAAGUUUGAGGGUAAUGUUAUUGAUUUUGUGAUGUUUUUCCCAUUUAAUCUCAUUCGGAUUUGCUAACUUAUUGAAUAAUUCAUGCGGAGAUGUGUAUUCGGGAAGUUUUUUUUUCAAAAGAUAUUUCGAUUAAUGUAAUCUUUUGCUAACGUUAAUUACUAUCAUCAAUAAAAAACACUCCGUAAAAAUGAA